UUUGUUUUUGUAUUGUAUUGUCAAAAUAAGUCGCUGUCGUUUGCUCUGAAAAUUGGGUUAGUCACGUUGCUAAGAAAUUGUUUAACAAACUGAAAAAAUAAUUUUAGUGGAUUUCAGAAUGACGAUGCCCAAGAAUUCGGUGACCCACAACACAGAUCAGAUUGCAUUGUCAUACCUCUUGGACAAGGUGCACGAUGAUAUUCUCGUCUCAACCGAUAGUUAUCACUUUCGAAAACCAAUGAAAAAUAAUGGAGUUCAGAAAAACAUAGAUUUGCAAACUAUUGGGCAGAACGAUUACUUGCAGGACAUUCAAAAGAUUGUGGACAACUGUGUGAAAUGCAAAGGCGAUGACGCAAAACACACGAUCUGCGCCAGAAAUAUGUUGGAGCAUGCGCGCAUUAAGAUGAAGGAGUCCGAGCAUUUCUUCAUUCAACUUGAGGCUAACAUUGUGCAACAUCUAAAACAGGCAAAGGCAAAUUACUGGUUGCGGGUACGACUCUGAUACAGAUAGCGAAUAAGCUGGAAAAUGUAAAAGUAUUAUUGCGAGUUUGUUGUCUACUCUAUCUCAGUCGUCAGAUCUAACAU
Molecule: messenger RNA, 585 nt
Organism: Drosophila albomicans
Lineage: Eukaryota; Metazoa; Arthropoda; Insecta; Diptera; Drosophilidae
Exons: 2
Coding region: 119-502 (127 amino acids)
Molecular function (GO): protein binding
Source: RefSeq, a predicted model, not a curated record